AUGGUCAAAGUUUGCAUUUUACAGGUGUGUUGUCGUAAAUUUGAGCAGUGUUUUUCGCCGCAUGUUACCUGUUGCAAUCAAAAGUAUGUCAAGAAAGACAAGGAAGGCUAUUCAGAACGUAGUGAUCGAUUAGCUAAGCUGGCGAAGGAGGAAGUAGGCAAGUUCUCACCGGACACACGAAAUGAAAUCUGCCUCUUAUCUACACAGCUGUGCUCACUCAUCAAAUGCUCCAAACCGCCUCCGAUGCUGUGGUGCACCAACGAAUCCAAACAAUCCGAGUGUUGUCCGCUUGCGUCGAGUUGUAGUUGCAAGUGUGAUAUCAAAUUACAGUAG
Messenger RNA from Cooperia oncophora, 333 nucleotides. Lineage: Eukaryota; Metazoa; Nematoda; Chromadorea; Rhabditida; Trichostrongylidae. The record is from the annotation of a GenBank genome assembly.